Molecule: messenger RNA, 1145 nt
Organism: Myripristis murdjan (pinecone soldierfish)
Lineage: Eukaryota; Metazoa; Chordata; Actinopteri; Holocentriformes; Holocentridae
Gene: saxo4
Product: stabilizer of axonemal microtubules 4
Exons: 10
Coding region: 1-975 (324 amino acids)
Molecular function (GO): phosphatase binding
Source: RefSeq, a predicted model, not a curated record
AUGGCUGAGCAGGGGAAGAUAGUCACGCCGACUGUGGGAGCAACAGGCAUCAGGGGACGACUGACCAGCAGCACACUCAGCCUCUGCAGUGGCUAUAAUAAGGCUUCAUAUGGCAGGGAGAACUUCACUCCUUGCUUGGCUCAUCACUCUGCAACAGGUUACUCAUCAAAUCUCAGACCAGCCAUAUAUUACAAACCCAGUCUGGACCUCACUGACAACCCUCGGCUGGGGCUCUUGUUAUCAGACAACUUCAUAUCCCAAACCAAACGCGAUUAUCAGCCUUACACCAGGUCUGAUGGUUCAGAGGCCUCCCCAAAUCUCAGUGACAAGGCCAGAGAGAGCGGCUACCUUCAGCUAGGGACUGUCCCUAAAAGAGUGAGUGUGCUUCUUCAAACAGAAUAUGAGGGAGCAUUCGUACCUCAUCGCCCAGCACCAACAGUUUCUAGGAACCAUGUGACUGUGGGUCGAAAGGGAGAGAGUAGUUUCAUUAGAGAAACAGCCUGUGAGCCAAACACAUUUCUCCCUAAAAACAGCUGCUUGGGUGAGCCUCGUCAGACACAGGACUCAGUAAUGAGAAGUGACUUCUUGCCACUAUCAUUUCUUCAGGGCACUGAGGCAUUACCAAACGUGGGAACUCAUACCUCUCGAGAAACAGGGUUCACUCGAAAUACCACAGAUCCCUUGGCCUGUUCAGCCUCCCUGCUGCCAUCAUCCCAGACAAAGAAUAAUGCACCAACUGAGAGGUUUAUUGGACGAAAGGAGAGCUCUGGGUUUGUUCUCAAUGAACCGGGCAACCAAACUUUCCCAAAUACACCUUUUGAUCGCUUGCACUUUCUCACACACUAUCAGAGCAAGUUUUGUGAUCGUGCUGCAGUCGAAAAGCUGAGAUCUGGCUCGACCUGGGCAGGCAUCAAUAAUAAAAGGAGCAACGGAUUCACUAGGCGAGCCACGGACAGGCAAAACUUCAGUGCAUAGAGCUCCACACCUGUGAUGUGAGCCAGUAUCAAACCAAAUGUCUGGCGAAGAGCUAUGUAACUGCUCAACACACAAAGUAAUGAAAUAAAAUGCUGGAUUCAUCAUUGUCAUUAUUGUGUGUGCUACUUUGAUGUCUUCAAUGAAUCCUUCAUGAUGGCAUUUAGCUCUCA